AUGACCAAUGACAUCCUGGGAGAAGAGCUCAUUGAGGAACCCUCCAUGCCAGAACCCCUUCCAGCACCUCGCAUCACCAAUGACACCAUGGGGGAAGAGCUUAUUGAGGAACCCUCCAUGCCAGAACCCCUUCCAGAAACUCGCAUCACCAACAACACCCUGGGGAAAGAGCUCAUUGAGGAACCCUCCAUGCCAGAACCCCUUCCAGCACCUCGCAUCACGAACGACAUCCUGGGGGAAGAGCUCACUGAGGAACCCUCUGUGACAGAACCCCUUCCAGAACCUCGCAUGACCAAUGACAUCCUGGGGGAAGAGCUCAUUGAGGAACCCUCCAUGCCAGAACCCCUUCAAGCACCUCGCAUCACCAAUGACACCCUGGGGGAAGAGCUCAUUGAGGAACCCUCCAUGCCAGAACCCCUUCCAGAAACUCGCAUCACCAACAACAUCCUGGGGGAAGAGCUCAUUGAGGAACCCUCCAUGCCAGAACCCCUUCCAGCACCUCGCAUCACCAAUGACAUCCUGGGGGAAGAGCUCAUUGAGGAACCCUCCAUGCCAGAACCACUUCCAGCAACUUGCAUCACCAACGACAUCAUGGGGGAAGCGCUCACUGAGGAACCCUCCAUGCCAGAACCCCUUCCAGAAACUCGCAUCACCAACGACAUCAUGGGGGAAGCGCUCACUGAGGAACCCUCCAUGCCAGAACCCCUUCCAGAAACUCGCAUCACCAAUGACAUCAUGGGGGAAGCGCUCACUGAGGAACCCUCCAUGCCAGAACCCCUUCCAGAAACUCGCAUCACCAAUGACAUCAUGGGGGGAGCGCUCACUGAGGAACCCUCCGUGCCAGAACCCCUUCCAGCACCUUGCAUGACCAAUGACUUCCUGGGCAAAGUGCUCAUUGAGGAACCCUCCGUGCCAGAACCCCUUCCAGCAACUCACAUCACCAAUGACAUCAUGGGGGAAGCGCACACUGAGGAACCCUCCGUGCCAGAACCCCUUCCAGCACCUCGCAUCACCAAUGACAUCAUGGGGGAAGCGCUCAUUGAGGAACCCUCCGUGCCAGAACCCCUUCCAGCACCUCGCAUCACCAAUGACAUCCUGGGGGAAGAGCUCAUUGAGGAACCCUCCGUGCCAGAACCCCUUCCAGCACCUCGCAUCACCAAUGACAUCAUGGGGGAAGCGCUCACUGAGGAACCCUCCAUGCCAGAACCCCUUCCAGCAACUCACAUCACCAAUGACAUCAUGGGGGAAGCGCUCACUGAGGAACCCUCUGUGCCAGAACCCCUUCCAGCAACUCACAUCACCAAUGACAUCAUGGAGGAAGAGCUCAUUGAGGAACCCUCCGUGCCAGAACCCCUUCCAGCAACUCACAUCACCAAUGACAUCAUGGGGGAAGCGCUCACUGAGGAACCCUCCGUGCCAGAACCGCUUCCAGCACCUCGCAUCACCAAUGACAUCAUGGGGGAAGAGCUCAUUGAGGAACCCUCCGUGCCAGAACCCCUUCCAGCAACUCACAUCACCAAUGACAUCAUGGGGGAAGCGCUCACUGAGGAACCCUCUGUGCCAGAACCCCUUCCAGCAACUCACAUCACCAAUGACAUCAUGGGGGAAGAGCUCAUUGAGGAACCCUCCGUGCCAGAACCCCUUCCAGCAACUCACAUCACCAAUGACAUCAUGGGGGAAGCGCUCACUGAGGAACCCUCCGUGCCAGAACCGCUUCCAGCACCUCGCAUCACCAAUGACAUCAUGGGGGAAGAGCUCAUUGAGGAACCCUCCGUGCCAGAACCCCUUCCAGCAACUCACAUCACCAAUGACAUCAUGGGGGAAGCGCUCACUGAGGAACCCUCCAUGCCAGAACCCCUUCCCGCACCUCGCAUCACCAAUGACAUCAUGGGGGAAGAGCUCAUUGAGGAACCCUCCGUGCCAGAACCCCUUCCAGCAACUCACAUCACCAAUGACAUCAUGGGGGAAGCGCUCACUGAGGAACCCUCCAUGCCAGAACCCCUUCCAGCACCUCGCAUCACCAAUGACAUCAUGGGGGAAGAGCUCACUGAGGAACCCUCCAUGCCAGAACCCCUUCCAGCAACUCACAUCACCAAUGACAUCAUGGGGGAAGAGCUCAUUGAGGAACCCUCCGUGCCAGAACCCCUUCCAGCACCUCGCAUCACCAAUGACAUCCUGGGGGAAGAGCUCAUUGUGGAACCCUCCGUGCCAGAACCCCUUCCAGCACCUCGCAUCACCAAUGACAUCAUGGGGGAAGCGCUCACUGAGGAACCCUCCAUGCCAGAACCCCUUCCAGCACCUCGCAUCACCAAUGACAUCAUGGGGGAAGUGUUCAUUGAGGAACCCUCCGUGCCAGAACCCCUUCCAGCACCUCGCAUCACCAAUGACAUCAUGGGGGAAGCUCUCACUGAGGAACCCUCCGUGCCAUUACCCCUUCCAGCACCUCGCAUCACCAAUGACAUCCUGGGGGAAGAGCUCACUGAGGAACCCUCCGUGCCAGAACCCCUUACAGCACCUCUCAUCACCAAUGACAUCCUGGGGGAAGCGCUCAUUGAGGAACCCUCCGUGCCAUUACCCCUUCCAGCACCUCGUAUCACCAAUGACAUCCUGGGGGAAGAGCUCAUUGAGGAACCCUCCGUGCCAGAACCCCUUCCAGCACCUCGCAUCACCAAUGACAUCAUGGGGGAAGCCCUCACUGAGGAACCCUCCGUGCCAUUACCCCUUCCAGCACCUCGCAUCACCAAUAACAUCAUGGGGGAAGCGCUCACUGAGGAACCCUCCAUGCCAGAACCCCUUCCAGGACCUCGCAUCACCAAUGACAUCAUGGGGAAAACUCUCAUUGAGGAACCCUCCAUGCCAGAACCCCUUCCAGCACCUCGCAUCACCAAUGACAUCAUGGGGGAAACGCUCACUGAGGAACCCUCCAUGCCAGAACCCCUUCCAGCACCUCGCAUCAUGAACGACAUCCUGGGGGAAGAGCUCAUUGAGGAACCCUCCAUGCCAGAACCCCUUCCCGCACCUCGCAUCACCAAUGACAUCAUGGGGGAAGAGCUCAUUGAGGAACCCUCCGUGCCAGAACCCCUUCCAGCAACUCACAUCACCAAUGACAUCAUGGGGGAAGAGCUCAUUGAGGAACCCUCCGUGCCAGAACCCCUUCCAGCAACUCACAUCACCAAUGACAUCAUGGGGGAAGCGCUCACUGAGGAACCCUCCAUGCCAGAACCCCUUUCAACACCUUGCAUCACCAGUGACCUACUGGGGAAAGUGCUCAUUGAGGAUACCUCAGUGCCAGGUCCUGCCAUCCUCACAGACACUCCAAAGGAAGGAGCUUCUGUGUCAGAGCCCUUACUAGAGCCUUCCAUUGCUGAUAAUCAUCUUCAGCAUGAAGUAGAACUCCUCAAAGGGUUACAGCAUGACGAUGUCCAGCAGUAACUGAGGGUUCGCCGCAUUUCCCAACAGUUCCCUCGUUCUCUCCAGGCCAUCAACCUGCAAAUUGGACAAGUGCGGACAAGGCUCAUCCGCUGUGAAGUUCGGCUGCAGGGAAAGGGAAGGUAUGUUCACAGCAUGCCCCUGAAAUUGCUGCUGGGCUAAGAACGGCUCUUUUGUUUAUUUCAUGUUGAAAUGCUUGAUUUGAGUCUGCAUCUAAGGUUUCAGGGGGGAGGCCUGUGAGUGGGUUGUCAGUGCUUGCUGAAGUGUUCCUUCGUUUUCUGUCUUUCAUGUGUCCAAGCUCCAGUGCCUGUAAUCCAAGCAACUUCUCAGAGUGAGCAGUGAGGGCAAGUGAUGGUGGGUGUGGUAGGAUGUCAGCCUUUGCAGCUGACCUCCUGCUGCUUCUCUCUUGCAGAUGUUCCUGCAGGCCCUGCUGCAUUUCUCCAGCCCUCUGGGUCUGAUUCAUCAUUGUCCUCUGCCUCCCUUGAGGUUGCCUCCAUCCCACCCUCCACCUCCACCUCUUCCCUCCUCCUGCACCCCUCUCCACAUCCUCCUCCUUCCCCACUUCCUCUGGAGCCGGACCUCAGCAAUGUGAAAGAAACUCUUCAGAGUUUGGUAGAGAUGCAGGUCCAUCAGCUGCGUGACCGCCAAAGAGACCUCCACAGCUGCCAGGAAUACUUACAAAGCUUCAAGGCACUGAGGGGACAGUUGAGGCGGCUAAGGAGCAGACUGGCCAGGGUGGAAGCCACUAUGGGGAUCGUGGUUCCUCCAAGGGAGCUGGAUGUUGCUGAGGAAGAAGGGGAAGGCAAAUUAAAAGAGACAACUGUGCUACUAUUUACAUAAGUAGCAAUAAAAUACUGUGUAUAUAUUUUUUAAAAAUUAAAUAUUUGUUUUAAUAGGAUGUAGAGAUAGAACAGCAAUAAAACUAGCAUAUUUCUUGUUUAAAAAAUUAAAAUGUUUUAUUUUAAAGAAAA
Molecule: messenger RNA, 4400 nt
Organism: Hemicordylus capensis (graceful crag lizard)
Lineage: Eukaryota; Metazoa; Chordata; Lepidosauria; Squamata; Cordylidae
Product: titin-like
Exons: 3
Coding region: 1-3432 (1143 amino acids)
Source: RefSeq, a predicted model, not a curated record